AUCCUUCCCAAACGAAUCAAGUGAGGGAGGAAGGAAGGAAGAGAUGCUGUUGGAGAAAGAGGGACCCCGGUUCUGCGGGACUGAUGGGUUCUGGUGCUAACACCAGCGGCAGCCGCAGGUAGAGGGCGACAUUCCAAAGAAUUCGGGCAAGAGAAAAAUGGUGGCAGAGAAGCUCAGUUCCAAAGGCCAGGCUUGGUUCUGUACCACUGGACUGCCGAGCGACGUCGUCGUCGAAGUCGAAGAGAUGAUCUUCCAUCUCCACAAGUUCCCUUUGAUGUGCAAGAGUAGAAAGCUCCAUCGGCUGAUAAUCGAGCAGGAGGAAAACCCCGGAGAGCGUGGACAAAUGAGAAGAGUGCAGAACAGAGGAGACGAUGGUGCUGAAUCCAAGGAGGAGGAGAAGGAGGAAGAAGAGGAGGAGGUGGACGAGGAGGGACAACGAGAAGGAGAAGAGGAGAUCCAAGAAGAAAAGGAAGCGAUGGAGACGCGCCACAUCUGCCUCCUGAACUUCCCCGGCGGGCCGGAGACGUUCGAGGGGGCAGCCAAGUUCUGCUACGGCGUCAAGGUCGAGCUCACGUCGUGGAACGUCGCUCCUCUCCACUGCGCGGCGGAGUACCUCGAGAUGACCGAGGAAUUCGCGGAGGACAACCUCGUCUCCCGCACCGAUCGGUUCUUCGCCCAGUCCGUCCUUUGCAACCUCCAGGAGUCGGUUCAAGCCCUCAAGUCCUGCGAGGACCUUGAGCCCCUGGCAGAGCACCUGGGCAUCGUACAGCGCUGUAUCGAUUCGAUAGCCACCAUGGCCAGCUCCUCCUCCGAUCCCAGAUCCCUUUUCGGGUGGCCGGUCAAUGACGGGCCUGGAGAAGCCUCGAACGCCGUCCUCUGGAAUGGGAUCGACACCGGGAUCCACCGGAGGGGCGGGAUCCGGUCCUCCUCCUCCACCGCCGCCGCCACCGCCGCGGCGGAUUCUUGGUUCGAGGCCCUGACGAUCCUGAGCCUGCCGAUGUACAAGCGCGUGAUCGCGGCCAUGAAGGCCCAAGAUAUGGGCUCGGAGGCCAUGGAGGCGGCGCUCGUGUCCUACGCCAAGAGAUCCAUCCCCGGGCUCUCCCGGUCAACCACCACCCGCCGUCACGCCUCCGCGCCCGUGGCCUCGGAACAGGAGCAGAGGGAGCUCCUGGAGACCGUAAUCACCAAUCUGCCCACAGAGAAGAGCUCGCGCGCGGGCCGGACGACCACCCGAUUCCUCUUCGGGCUCCUGCGGACGGUCAACAUCCUGCGAGCCUCGGGAGCUUCGAGGACGGCUCUGGAACGGAAGAUCGCGUCGCAGCUGGAGGAGGCGACGCUGGACGAUCUGCUGAUCCCGUGCUACUCCUACCACGCGGAGACGCUUUACGACGUCGACUGCGUGCAGCGGAUCCUGGGCCACUUCCUCGAGGGUUUAGAGAAGGCGGAGGCGGAGGAGAGCUCGUCGGCUGUGGUAACCGUCUCCGACGAGGAGGAGGAUGGUGGGGCGAGGAUAUUGCCGCGUGUCUACAAGCUGACGGCGGUGGGAAAGCUCGUGGACGGGUACAUGGCGGAGAUCGCGUCGGACGCCAAUCUGACGCCCGACAGGUUUUGCGAGCUGGCGUCUUCCCUCCCCGAUCGCGCGAGGGUCUACGACGAUGGGCUCUAUCGGGCCGUUGACAUCUAUCUCAAGGCGCACCUGCGGAUGAGGGAGGAGGAGCGGGAGCGGGUAUGCAACGUGGUGGACUGCCGGAAGCUGACGCUGGAGGCGUGCACCCACGCGGCCCAGAACGAGCAGCUGCCGCUGAGGGCGGUGGUGCAGGUGCUCUUCUUCGAGCAGCUCCAGCUCCAGCAGGCCAUCGCCAGGACGCUCCUGGCAGCAGAGCAGGAGGCGGCGGCGGCGAGUGCGGGGAGGACACGUGGCGGCGGCGGGGACGUGGCAGCCUCGGUGUCGUGGCGAACGGCUGUGCGGGAGAACCAGGUGCUGAGGCUGGACAUGGACAGCAUGCGGAGCAGGGUGCAGGAGCUGGAGUGGGAGUGCGCCAGCAUGAAGAAGGCCAUCGCCAAGAUGGACAGCCCCGGCUGCAAAGGUAGUGAUAGGCCGGGCGCGGGUGGAGCAAGUAGGAGGAGGACGAGGAUGUCGAGGCUGGGGUGCAGGCUCAGCACGCAGGUGUGCGACUCGCACGAGCGCACGGUGGUGGAGUCCAAGUCCUCCCGCUUGGAGGAUCUCAGCCCGUAGACCGGACGGGAUCGCAAACAAACACGUGACUGCUUUGGCUCUUUCUUCUACCAUUUUUUUUUUCAAACCACGCAUGAAAGCACCUUGCUUGUAUAGCAAGGUCAUCUUAUUUUGUUUUUAGCGUUAUCUUAUAAUAAGCAAAUGUACCAGGA
This is a messenger RNA of Elaeis guineensis (African oil palm), 2388 nucleotides long. RefSeq names its product BTB/POZ domain-containing protein At5g66560. NCBI's taxonomy places the organism in Eukaryota, Viridiplantae, Streptophyta, Magnoliopsida, Arecales, Arecaceae. The record is from RefSeq and is a predicted model, not a curated record.